This is a messenger RNA of Solea senegalensis (Senegalese sole), 2070 nucleotides long. It is a transcript of the gene rbm45, whose product is annotated as RNA binding motif protein 45. The transcript has 11 exons. The coding region runs from base 68 to 1483 and encodes 471 amino acids. Lineage: Eukaryota; Metazoa; Chordata; Actinopteri; Pleuronectiformes; Soleidae. Gene Ontology annotation, molecular function: RNA binding. The record is from RefSeq and is a predicted model, not a curated record.
CGGGGAGAACUUGAAAGCAGCACCAACAAGUACAGCUCGCUUAUCGUCAGAGCGGUGGUUCACAAAGAUGGAGGACUAUACAGCUAAACAAGCGAUCGAAAACCUCGACGACCCUCCAAACAGCCGACUGUUUGUGGUCACAAGUCGAGCCAUGACUGAAGAUGCGCUGCGGGACAGUUUCUCCGUGUUCGGGGACAUUCAGGGCGUGUGGGUCGUCAAAGACAAGCAGACAAAGGAAUCCAAGGGAGUCUGCUACGUGAAGUUCGCCAAAUCUUCUCAGGCCUGCUUGGCUAUGGAGGAAAUGCACGGCAAAGUGCUGGUGGAAGGAACCAAACCCGUCAAGGUAUUCAUUGCCCAGUCACGGUCUUCAAAUAGGCACAGAGAUGUGGAGGAUGAAGAACUCACCAGAAUCUUUGUCAUGAUCCCCAAAACCUUCACAGAAGAUGAUCUCAAAGACACAUUUAAAGAAUAUGGUGAUAUUGAAUAUUGUGUGAUCAUUAAGAACAAGUUCACGGGGGAAAGUAAAGGUUUAGGCUACGUCAGAUACUACAAACCCUCGCAGGCUGCUGUCGCUAUAGAGAACUGUGACAAAACUUACAGAGCCAUCCUGGCUGAACCUCGCACCAAGAACACAGUGACGGAAGAUUACUCUUCUGGACCGGCCAGGGGAGAUUACAUGGGUGGUAACGACUCCAACAACCAGUACGCACUCCCGGCACUCCCAGCACUCCCUAUGGCCGAUCCCGGGAACUACCCGGUCAUGGACUAUCGCUCCACUGACUACACACGGUGCCUGAUGAUGUCAACGCGGGCCGCGAUGACUCAAGAGCAGAUCUUUGCUCUGUUUGACAUCAUUCCUGGGAUGGAGUACUGUGAACUACAGAGAGACUCUUAUGGAAUGAGCAAAGGUCAUGCAUUGAUUCGUUACGGUAAUCUGGGAUCAGCAGUUUAUGCCAAGGACAAGCUGAAUGGCUUUGAAUAUCCACCUGGAAACAGACUGGUAGUAACUUUUGUUGACGACGGAGAGGACCGCAGCAGUCCCGUAGGACGGAUGGCCAUGCAGUUCGUGGCGACUCAGAUGAUGUCCUCCGCGUGGAACGGACCUUCAAACAGCCAAGUGAUGAAACCACCCCCUUUUGCCGCUCCCGCUCCAAUGUCUCGGGUUCAGACCGACGUCAGCCUCCCUCCGCACAAGAAGCUGGCUGCACCUGACAGUAAAUCCAAGGAGCGCUUGUUCAUCGUGUUUAGCCCCACCACGCUGCCCCCGGACAUACUGGAAGAUGUCUUCUGCCGCUUUGGUUCGCUCAUCGAGGUCCACCUGGUUCCGGGCAGGAAAGUGGGCUACAUAAAGUAUGCAGACAAACAGUGCGCAGACGACGCCAUGGCGGCGCUCCACGGUCGGGUCGUCAAUGGGGUAAAGAUGAAGGUGAUGCUGGCCGAUCCUCCCCGAGAGGAAUCGCACAAACGUCCUCGUACCUACUAGGACCGUGAGACGAUAAAUGUGCGGCGACUGUUGUCAUGACACAAUGACACCUGACCUGACAGACCCGACCGACAUCAAGACCUGCUCCUGACCCCUGACACGAACUUUGACCACCUGUCUGACCUUACUUCUGGUCAGUGACCUUGCUGUGACUCACUGGUACAAUAGGUCUGUGAACAGCAUCAUCACAUCCAGUGUAGCGUGUUUGUGGUCCCUUUAGGUGAUUUUAUGCUUCUUUUCUUUAGCCUUGACUCUUGUUUUGGCUCCAAACAGCCCGACUAACCCGUGUACAGCAGCAGUGCCCCUUUAUUUCUCAGCUGACACCUGCUUAAACAUUUCAUUUCCUAGUGUAUGUCUAGAGCUUCUUUUUAGAAAAUCAGCAGAAGCUGCAAUCUGAUCACAAGUUAUAACAACAAGCAUGAUGUAUAAUGCUGAAUUUAGACCGUUGGGUGUCUUUCCCCUCCUUUUCCUUCUCUUAAUUGCUUUGCCGUUUUUAUCUCGUGUUGAGCUCAGUCCAACUGUUUCUUAAGCUGAAACUGUACAUGUCUUUUUGUCUCAGUGAAAAUAAACGUUGGGUUCAAACACCA